Molecule: messenger RNA, 366 nt
Organism: Peniophora sp. CBMAI 1063
Lineage: Eukaryota; Fungi; Basidiomycota; Agaricomycetes; Russulales; Peniophoraceae
Source: the annotation of a GenBank genome assembly
AUGCCCGCAUUUCCGCGGAAUCCCUUCACAUCCUGGCAGCAUGGACAGACACACAGGCUGCUGAAGAAGCACCCCUCCAUAUUCGGUUUACCAUUCUUGCUUCUCAUCGUCGGCUCCUCGUUUGCACUUCAGCCAUUCGCACAGGCACGGUACGAUUUGCAAGACAAGAAGAUAACUGCGGUAUCAAAGGAGCAGCAGUUGAAACUAGAACAGAGCAAGAAGAAGUUCGAUCUUCGGGAGGCUUACUUUAAUAUUCAAGAAAAACCUGAGGAAGAUUGGAAUCCUGAGAAGCGUAUACCUCGACCGAAAGGGCUGCCGGAGUGGGGUGUGGCACCUAGCGGUCCACCUGCGAAGCCAUCAUCAUGA